GAACUUGUCUCGGAAUGAACAGGCAGUGUUUUUCCUCAAAAUGAAUGUUUCAAAAUGCUCGUGUAUUUAAAUCGAUUUUUAAAAUUGAAAGUUUAGGAUAUUCAUAGUUGGCAGCAAUGUUCUCAAGGACUUUGAUAUUUCGGACAUAACUGUAACAAUGAACCAUUACUCGUAUAGAUAAUUUUAACUGUGGCAAAGCAGCAAGGGGAAACUACACAACACAAACCUGGCAAUAUUUUAGUCUUUAAGUGCAACUAGUGCAACAAUUUUGGACCAAACACAACAAACACUGCAACAAGAAGCCACAACCGACCACCCCCACCCCAUCCGCAACGGAACGGGGAAGAAAGUGCGUAAAAUAUCUAAUCAAGAGCCAUGGACUCGGAUAACGACAACGAUUUUUGUGACAAUGUCGACUCGGGCAAUGUCUCGUCGGGCGACGAUGGCGAUGAUGAUUUUGGCAUGGAAGUGGAUAUGCCCAGCUCCGCGGAGCGCCAGAUGGAUCCCGAUGACUACCAGUACAAGGUGCUAAGCACAGAGGAGAUUGUGCAACAUCAGAGGGAGAUAAUCGAUGAUGUUAAUCUGCUGCUUAAGCUCCCUACCACAAAGACGCGAAUUCUGCUGAAUCACUUCAAGUGGGACAGGGAGAAGCUAUUGGAGAAAUAUUUCGAUGAUAACACCGAGGACUUCUACAAAUGCGCACAUGUCAUAAAUCCCAACAACGUCACCGAAGCAGUCCGUCAAAGAACCACACGAAGCCAGUGCGAAGAGUGCGAAAUAUGCUUCUCUCUGCUACCGCCAGACUCCAUGACCGGAUUGGAGUGCGGACAUCGAUUCUGCAUGAUUUGCUGGCGCGAGUAUCUAACAACGAAGAUCAUGACGGAGGGUCUGGGCCAGACCAUAUCGUGCGCGGCGCACGGCUGUGAUAUCCUAGUGGACGAUGUGACCGUUACCAAAUUGGUGAUCGAUGCACGGGUGAAAGUCAAAUACCAGCAGCUGAUCACCAACAGCUUCGUGGAGUGCAACCAGCUGCUGCGAUGGUGUCCGUCCGUCGACUGCACGUACGCGGUGAAGGUGCCGUAUGCGGAGCCGCGCCGCGUCCAUUGCAAGUGUGGCCAUGUGUUCUGCUUCGCCUGCGGCGAGAACUGGCACGAUCCGGUCAAGUGCCGCUGGCUAAAGAAGUGGAUCAAGAAGUGCGACGACGACUCGGAGACGUCCAACUGGAUUGCGGCCAAUACCAAAGAGUGUCCCAAGUGCAGUGUGACCAUCGAGAAGGAUGGCGGCUGCAAUCACAUGGUGUGCAAGAAUCAGAAUUGCAAAUACGAGUUCUGCUGGGUGUGUCUCGGUUCCUGGGAGCCGCACGGCUCCUCCUGGUACAAUUGCAAUCGCUAUGACGAGGACGAGGCCAAAACGGCACGCGAUGCCCAGGAGAAGCUGCGCUCAUCGCUGGCCAGGUAUCUACAUUACUAUAAUCGCUACAUGAACCACAUGCAGUCAAUGAAAUUCGAGAACAAAUUGUAUGCGUCCGUGAAGCAGAAGAUGGAGGAAAUGCAGCAGCACAACAUGUCCUGGAUAGAGGUUCAAUUUCUGAAAAAGGCUGUCGACAUACUUUGCCAGUGUCGCCAGACUCUAAUGUACACGUACGUGUUCGCGUAUUACUUGAAAAAGAACAAUCAAUCCAUGAUAUUCGCUGAUAAUCAAAAGGAUCUGGAGUCGGCAACAGAGACGUUGUCCGAGUACUUGGAACGUGAUAUUACAUCUGAAAAUUUGGCUGAUAUUAAGCAGAAAGUGCAAGAUAAAUACAGGUAUUGUGAAAAGCGCUGCGAUGUACUGCUCAAUCACGUGCAUGAGGGCUAUGAUACGGAGUGGUGGGAUUAUACAGAAUGACGAGAGUCAUGGAUAGAUAAUGAUAACUAAGCUAAGCCAGCGAUGUAUCGGACACGAGUGUAAAGCAAGCUGAAAACCUUUCCCCACAUGCCCAUGCCCAUCAUAGCCCAUGCUCAUAGCCGUACCCGUACCCGUAACCGUACCCGUACCCCAUCGGGUAAUCCCAACUGAAUCCAAUCUAAAUUUAAAGUUACCCCCCUUAGUCUACACGCCCCCCCCCACCCUUAAAUAGUAUGAAGAUUGACAAAGUGUAAAGUGAAGCCAGAGAAAGGCAUGCCCCAGCGAAGGCACAGUAACAGGACCGGAACCGGAAACGGAAAUGGAAACCAAGUCGCAAUUGAGGAAAACAUUUCAGAAUAAUUGUUAAUACAGAAAGAAAACUAUAUUAAAUAUAUUAAUAUACAAGAAAACAUGCAGGAAGACGUAACUACGGCAUGCCGUAAUUAGUUAUACCCUUGCAGCAAUUAGCUAUCAGCGGAAUUAUUUGUGUAAUUACAGCGGCCAGAUAUGUACUAUAUCCGUGGUCUGCCAUAGAAACAGACGGGAGUGGAAGACGGGAGAACAUGCCUGUAUCGUCUCGGCUGUGGAUGACCUGGCUGGCUCCGACCCUCUGCAAGGGUAUAAAUCUAUAUGGGUGUAUAUAUAUUGGAUAUAUGUACAAAAUAGUUUCCUGCGUCCCGCAGGACAUGCAUCAAAUCAGAACAGAACAGAAUACAGAAUACAGACCAGUGACCACCACACAUAGAUAACAACAACAAAGGACACAGAUCAAUGAAAGUCAGACCAGAAAGGCAAACAGAUCAAGAUCAAUCAAGAUAAUACAGCUCAAAAUCAAUGUCACAAAAGGAUCGAUCUUCAUCAACAGCAUAUAAUACUUAUAGUAAGCGAAUAAUCAACAGUUAAUGAAACUUAUUUGAUGUUAACCAAUUGCAAAACAAGAUCUUCAUGUUAUCCAAGCAACAAGAAACCAAAAUCGAAACGAAAACCGAAUGCAAAUGCAACAAAAACAAAAAGUUAAACUAGUAAAUUUCCAUUUCAAUGUCCACAAAAUGAGAUACAAACAAUAGAACCUAAAGAAUACGAAACGAUGCAAGUGUAAGCGGAAAUACUUAUGUAGUUGCCCCAAACCCCGAGACCCCGAUCCCCAACUUUUGUUAUUUUAGCGUCCUAGUAACCCUUUGAGGCAACCUUUCCACCAACCAUCCAUCUAACCAUCGUGCAAUCUUCUGUCCGCCUCCAACCUCCACCCUCCCCACACACAAUGCAUGCGGUUCAUACUCGCACAAAAUUGUGUCUUAGUUUGAUUAGUUCUUUCUUGUCCCUCUUUAAAUUUAUUUUGUUUUCCCCACUUUAAAUAAACAAUUGUGCUUAGCAUAUGGAA
Drosophila miranda is the source of this 3268-nucleotide messenger RNA. RefSeq names its product potential E3 ubiquitin-protein ligase ariadne-1 (gene ari-1). Lineage: Eukaryota; Metazoa; Arthropoda; Insecta; Diptera; Drosophilidae. Gene Ontology annotation, cellular component: ubiquitin ligase complex; cytoplasm; nucleus. The transcript has 9 exons. Gene Ontology annotation, molecular function: ubiquitin conjugating enzyme binding; ubiquitin protein ligase activity; zinc ion binding. Bases 376 to 1887 code for a protein of 503 amino acids. Gene Ontology annotation, biological process: protein polyubiquitination; positive regulation of proteasomal ubiquitin-dependent protein catabolic process; ubiquitin-dependent protein catabolic process. The record is from RefSeq and is a predicted model, not a curated record.